This is a messenger RNA of Medioppia subpectinata, 507 nucleotides long. Lineage: Eukaryota; Metazoa; Arthropoda; Arachnida; Sarcoptiformes; Oppiidae. The record is from the annotation of a GenBank genome assembly.
GUGGCAUUGGUGUCGCCCAACAACGCAGACACCGGCAAACUAUUGCAUUAUGUGUUUUGCUUUCUAACCCCGUUUUACGUACCGCAGGGCGCACUCCUAUACGUUGCCAUUACAUCCAAUUUAAUAAAGAUCUCAUCGGUGGCGGGCAUUCCGAGGGUCUCUUUCUUUGAUUGGAAUCAAAAUAUAGUCAUUUGUUUCAUUGCGCUUUUGUUUCAUUUGAUAUUAUACUCAAUAUUGUUAACAAUUGUGGAUAAACUGAAAUCUGGCGAAAGUAUGUCGAGUGCGUUGGGGUUCGACAGACGGCCGGCCCAUACAAUGUCUAUGCCGUCCGAACUCGAGGACGAAGACGUUCGCCACGAGAGGGUUGAGGUCCAGAAGUUUAUGACUGAUAGCCACCCGAAUAAGCAACCAAUAGUAGUGUUGAAUGAAUUGCAUAAGAAAUACUCGACACCUAAUCCUUACGCGUGUCUCAAGAAAGACAAGAAACGGGCGAAGACUGCCGUUCAG